Cololabis saira (Pacific saury) is the source of this 8389-nucleotide messenger RNA. It is a transcript of the gene atrx, whose product is annotated as ATRX chromatin remodeler. The coding region runs from base 165 to 6983 and encodes 2272 amino acids. Gene Ontology annotation, molecular function: ATP hydrolysis activity; ATP-dependent chromatin remodeler activity; ATP binding. The record is from RefSeq and is a predicted model, not a curated record. NCBI's taxonomy places the organism in Eukaryota, Metazoa, Chordata, Actinopteri, Beloniformes, Belonidae. Gene Ontology annotation, cellular component: nucleus. The transcript is spliced from 34 exons.
CCGGCAAGAUGGUCCCUUCGCUUUGUCUCGCGGUUCAAUCUUGAUCUCUCUCUUUGCACACCGUCGUAAAGUCACCAUUCCGAGAUCGAACUGGGGUCAUUUAUAGCUACAACAAAUCUCCGCUCUGUCUUGUCGGGAAAUGACGACGCCGGGAAGCAGGUAAAAUGAGCUUGGCUUCUUCUGAAUCGCACCUAGAUAAAAUGGCAGGAAAAGAAGAGGAGCCUGGGAGCUCAGCAGAAAGUGUGAAGGCUUCCUCUUCUCGCAACAAAAGAAAAGCAAGCACUGUAUGCAAGCACACUGGAUUGAAUGAGUCUGAUGCUUCAGCCGAGAGCGAGAAUGAAGGUGCAACCUCUGACAGUAAUCCAGCAAGUGGAUCUAAAGGCACAUUGGUGAUAAGGCCAACUGCAAAUGAAAAUAAAGGCGCCAUGAAGCUCAGAGUGGAUUUUAAACACAAAAACACAGAUGACACCCUGCCGAAGAAGGUCAGCUGCACUGCCUGCGGAAAACAAGUUAACCAGUUUCAGCGCAAUUCUCUACACAAACAUCCUGCGCUCAAAGUGCUCAUUUGCAAGUCAUGUUACAACUACUACACAAGUGAUGACAUCAGCAGAGAUUCUGAUGGGAUGGAUGAGCAAUGCAGGUGGUGUGCUGAAGGUGGAAAGCUCAUCUGCUGUGACUACUGCAACAAUGCCUUCUGCAAGAAGUGUAUUCUGCGCAACCUGGGCAGGAAGGAGCUUUCAUCCAUUACUGAUGAGAACUCAAAGUGGCAUUGCUUCGUGUGCCAGUCUGAGCCCCUUCAGGAUCUGGUCUUGAAAUGCCGCAGCAUCAUGGAGAAACAGGAACACAUGCAGCUCAAACAGCAAAAAAAAGAUAAACCAGAGGAACGUGGAAGCAAGAAGGACAAGAGCAAAGCGGCCAAAGAGCACAAAGCAGUUACAAAUGGAAAAGAACAUCCUGAAGGCUCUGGGACCAUGACAUUCUCUUACAAAAAACUGGAAAUACCCAAAGAACUGAUAAAGAAAGCAAAAAAGCUUGUUGAAACUACAACCGGUUUGAAUAAUACUUUCAUCCAGUUCAUCCAGCAGACAGCUGAGGACCAGGGAAACAAGUCUAUCAGGUAUCGGCAUUUGAAAGCCUUCAAAGCAGUGCUUUCUGAUUUGAAAAAGGCCCACAAUGCUUUGGAGGCGGCUUUAGAGCCGGAAUUUAAAAAUAUGGAGUUGCAGAAUGGAAAUGAAGGACAGCAUGUUAGACAAACCACUACUGUUGAGGUACAUGCAGAAAAAGAUGACAUGGACAGUGUUGCAGGUUCAGUUCAUGAGGCUGACACAGUCCAAGAGGUGGACAACAAGCUGCCUAAUGAAGCUGAUUCCGUUUGCAAGGACGACACAGCUGAAGAGGAAAACAAAGAAGUGCUUGAUGAAGCAGAUUCAGUUCAUGAGGACACAACUGGCGAGGAGGGCAAGGAACCACAUAAGGAAGCUGAAUCAGUAUGUGAGAUGGAAACAACUGAAGAGGGGAGCCAAGAGCAGCAGAGCAAGCCGGAUGUGGAUAAGAAUGAAGUAUCAAAUGAUACUGAAGCAAAAGACCACCAAUUGGAACCUGAAGUAACCAAAAAACCCGUUGAAACUGGACUCUGUGAUGAUAUGCCAGUGUCAACCACCGGUGAAAUAUCAUUAGAUCAGGACAUUAUGUCUGUGCCUCCUUCAGUUCCCGAGGAGCUUUUCCAGAUGGUGGAGAGCCUUGCAGAUUCCUCCAUGCUGUCACAGACUGACAAUACUACAGACACGGAGACAAAAUCAAACGGAAACUCUGCAGAAUCUGUGAACCCCCAGCCCAAAGUGAAGAAUCUCAUAGUUAAACUGACACCUGUACCAGUCGUGAAAACUUGUGAGUCAAGGUCCUCCAGGUCCAAAAGCAGAGAAAAUGAGGCAGCGGUGAAGGAAGAGUGUGAAAAGAAGAGCGGGGAUGGGAAAAAUUCUGCUUCCGGUUCAGUUGACGAGGCCAGCAGCCCACCACCCAGUCGUCGUUCUAGUAGAGUCAAAACAACUCCUUUGAGAAAGCAGGCAGAGAAAAAGGGCAAGAAGGAGUCUUCUGAGUCUGAGUCGGAGGAAGACGCAAAGGACAAGGACAAAUCCUCCAAAAAAUCCAGUAAGCAGGCAGAGAAAAAGAGCAAGAAGGAGUCCUCUGAGUCGGAGGAAGACACAAAGGACAAGGACGCAAAGGACAAGGAAAAAUCCUCCAAGAAAUCUAGUAAGCAGGCAGAGAAAAAGAGCAAGAAGGAUUCGUCUGAGUCGGAGGAAGACGCAAAGGACAAAUCCUCCAAGAAAUCCAGUAAGCAGGCAGAGAAAAAGAGCAAGAAGGAGUCCUCUGAGUCUGAAUCGGAGGAAGACGCAAAGGACAAGGAUGUAAAGGACAAGGACAAAUCCUCCAAGAAAUCUAGUAAGCAGGCAGAGAAAAAGAGCAAGAAGGAGUCCUCUGAGUCGGAGGAAGAGGACAAGGACGCCAAGGACAAAUCCUCUAAGAAAUCCAGUAAGCAGGCAGAGAAAAAGAGCAAGGAGUCUUCUGAGUCGGAGGAAGUCGCAAAGGACAAGGACAAAUCCCCCAAGAAAUCCAGUAAGCAGGCAGAGAAAAAGAGCAAGAAAGAGUCCUCUGAGUCGGAGGAAGACGCAAAGGACAAGGACAAAUCCUCCAAGAAAUCCAGUAAGCAGGCAGAGAAAAAGAGCAAGGAGGAGUCCUCUGAGUCGGAGGAAGACGCAAAGGACAAAUCCUCCAAGAAAUCCAGUAAGAAUACAAAAGGAGUCAAAGAGGAGACUAAAGCUUCAGAUAAGACAAUGGAAGACUCUGACUCGGAUGAAGUUCCACACAUAUUGCUGGAGAAAGCAGCAGAAGGCAACAGCUCCGACGAAGAACAAGAAAGCACAACCGCCAAAGGGAGCUUAUCCAAAGCAAACGCAUCCACACGGAAUAAAGAGAAGUCCUCCAAACGGAAGAGGAAGUCUGAGAGCUCUGGUUCAGAUGCAGAAAGUAAAGGCCAGAAGAAGAACAAGAAGAAAAAGGAGAAAGGCUCGGACUCCUCUGAAUCAGACUCUGACCAGGAGAAGGACACAAAGACGAAAGCUGCCACAUCAAGGAGGAGAUCCAGUCGUGUAAAGAAACAAGAUGAUGCAAAAGAGGAAGAAAAAAGCUCACCGGAAAGAAAGAAGCCUAAUCGGAAGCGGUCUUAUGAAAAGAAGCGCAAAGGAAAGAGUCCCAAAGCAACCUCCAAGUUGCAGUCUUCCUCCAGUGAAGAUGAAGAGGAGGAACAGGCUGAUGGUGCCUCUGGAGAGGACAGUGAUGAGCAGAAGAUCAAGCCCAUUGUGGAGGACAAUGUGGUCGGCGGUGGCGGAACCUUCCAACAGUCCUCAGGAGAUGAAGUGGACACUAAAGAGGAUGUCACUCAGGGUUGUGGCGACGACGAUGAUGACGAUCCUGAAAACAGGAUUGCUAAGAAAAUGCUUCUCGCCCAAAUAAAAUCCAACUACUCUUCGGGAGCAGACACCUCCUCCGAUGAGGAUGAAGAAGCGGAUAAAGAAAAGAAGUCUUCAAAGAAAGUUAAAGAAGAAGAAGAAGAUGAGGAUGAUGAUGAGGAUGAAGAUGAAGAUGAAACUGAAGACUCUGGCUCAGACAUUGAAGUGAAGAAGACUGGCAGACGCCACAAGUUACUUCGUCAUAAACUGUCUCUCAGUGACGGUGAAUCAGGGGAAGAGAAAAAAAAGAAAAACAAGGGAGGGAAGAAGAAGAAAGUAAGCAGCGAUGACUCUAUGGACUCAGACUUUGAAAAGUCAGAGUCCAGUUCAUCGUCUGGGAUGAGUGAAGAGGUUAGCGAAUCGGAAGACGAUGGCAAGCGUCGAAAGACCAGAUCUUCAAAGAAAAAAGAUGACGAGACACAGAGAAGUUACAAGCAGCAGAAAAAGAAGCGGCGCAGGAUCAAAGUUCAGGACGACUCCUCCAGCAAUGAGAAGAGUGGAGAAGGUGACGACGAUGAUGAAGGCAAAAAGGGCCGCAAAAAGAUCCGCAGAAUCUUGAAGGAUGAGAAGCUGCGCACAGAGACGAGAGAUGCUCUGAAAGAGGAGGAGGAAAGGAGACAGCGCAUUGCUGAAAGAGAGGCUCUCAGGGAGAAACUUCGAGAGGUGAUCGUCGUGAAGGAGACUUCCGAGGUGACCUGUCCUAUCACAACCAAGCUCGUGCUGGAUGAGGAUGAAGAGACGAAGGAGCCAUUGGUGCAAGUGCACAGGAACCUUGUUACAAAACUCAAACCUCAUCAGGUUGAUGGGGUGCAGUUCAUGUGGGACUGCUGCUGCGAAUCUGUGAAAAAGAUGGAAAAGUCUAGUGGGUCUGGAUGCAUCCUAGCCCAUUGUAUGGGUCUAGGAAAAACUCUGCAGGUGGUGACAUUCCUCCAUACAUUGCUGCUUUGUGAGAAGCUUGAUUUCUCCACAGCGCUGGUGGUCUGUCCUCUGAACACUGUGCUCAACUGGCUCAAUGAGUUUGAGAAGUGGCAAGUAGGCUUUAAGGAUGAUGAGAGUUUAGAGGUGACUGAACUAGCCACAGUGAAGAGGCCACAGGAGCGAGCUUACGCCCUCCAGUCAUGGCAGGAGUCAGGUGGCAUUAUGAUCAUUGGCUACGAAAUGUACCGAAAUCUGACUCAGGGCAGGAACAUCAAGAGCAAGAAGCUCAAGGAGACAAUUCAGAAGACGCUUGUAGAUCCAGGUCCAGACAUCGUGAUUUGUGAUGAAGGUCAUAUCCUGAAGAAUGAGGCUUCUGCUGUGUCCAAAGCGAUGAACUCUAUCAGGACGAGGAGGAGGGUUGUGUUGACUGGAACACCUUUACAAAACAACCUUAUUGAAUACCACUGCAUGGUGAACUUCAUCAAGGAAAACCUGCUUGGGUCAGUUAAGGAGUUCAGGAACCGUUUCAUUAAUCCCAUUCAGAACGGCCAGUGUGCCGACUCGACUCCACAAGAUGUCCGGAUUAUGAAAAAGAGGGCUCACAUUCUCUAUGAGAUGCUGGCUGGCUGUGUCCAGAGGAAAGAUUACACAGCCCUCACCAAGUUCCUGCCACCCAAACAUGAGUACGUGUUGUCAAUCCGAGUGACUCCACUCCAGUGUAAGCUCUACAGACACUACUUGGAGCACUUUACAGGUGUGGGGAAUGCUCUGGAAGGGGGCCGGGGCCGUGCGGGAACAAAACUCUUCCAGGAUUUCCAGAUGCUCAGCAGAAUUUGGACCCAUCCCUGGUGCCUUCAGCUGGACUACAUCAGUAAAGAAAACAAGGGUUACUUUGACGAAGAUAGCAUGGAUGAAUUCAUCGCCUCAGAAACAGACGAAUCCUCCAUGAGUAUGACAUCUGAAGACGAGAAGGCAAAAAAGAAAAAGAAGCAGGCAAAAGGGAAAAAGAAGGGCUCCGAUGACUCGGACAGUGAUGACGUAGAGGUCAUAAAGGAGUGGAACACCAGCUCUCGUGGCAAGAACGGAGAAGGACGAAACAGAGCCGAGCCUGUGGAGGAGCCAGCGCGUGGCGGGCCAGCGAGUCCCUGCUCUGCUGACUGGCAUAAGGAGUUUGUUACCGAGGCUGACGCUGAGAUCCUGGAACACUCUGGGAAAAUAACGCUCCUCUUUGAGAUCAUGCGUAUGGCUGAGGAAGUAGAAGAAAAAGUGUUGGUCUUCAGUCAGUCUCUCAUCUCUUUGGACCUGAUUGAAGACUUCCUCGAGAUGGCUUGCACAGCUAAAGAUGAAAACAAGGUCUCUCCAUACAAAGGUGAAGGCAAAUGGUACAGAAACAUCGACUACUAUCGCCUCGAUGGCUCCACCAAUGCUCUUACCAGGAAGAAGUGGGCUGAAGAGUUUAAUGACACCAGUAACAUAAGAGGCCGUUUGUUUCUUAUAUCGACUCGAGCUGGUUCACUCGGCAUCAAUCUGGUGGCAGCCAACAGGGUGAUCAUCUUCGAUGCUUCCUGGAACCCCUCGUAUGACGUCCAGAGUAUUUUCAGGGUGUACCGCUUUGGCCAGAUUAAACCGGUCUAUGUCUACAGGUUCCUCGCACAGGGUACAAUGGAAGAGAAGAUUUAUGAACGGCAGGUAACCAAGCAGUCUCUUUCAUUCCGCGUUGUGGACCAGCAGCAGAUCGAGAGGCACUUUACAAUGAACGAGCUUGCUGAACUGUACACCUUUGAGCCGGACCUGCUGGAUGAUCCCUCCGAGAAGAAGAGCAAGAGAGCCACACCUAUGCUUCCCAAGGAUCCCGUCCUGGCGGAGCUGCUGCAGAACAAUAAGAACCAGAUUUUCUGCUACCAUGAGCACGACUCAUUGCUGGACCACAAAGAAGAGGAAGCCCUCAGCGAAGAGGACCGCAAAGCUGCAUGGGCCGAGUAUGAAGCGGAGAAAAAGGGUCUGUCCAUGAGGACCAACUUCCAGUCACCGUAUGCUCCAGACAUGGCAGGCUCCAGCUACUUCUCAUACAACAUGGCAGCUUUGGCCUCCAUGACCAACCAGCAGCUGGAGGAUCUCAUAAACCAGGGACGGCAGAAAGUCAUUGAAGCAACAAACUCAUUAAAAGGUUUAACUCUGGAAUCAUUGGAAGAUAUUAUUGCAAAUGUGUGGAAGGACAACCCAGCACUGACUGAGAGCCAGGUCCAGGCUUUAGCUUUGGGACGUCAAGCCACCGUGGAGAUGGAGUUGAAGCGCAGGGAAGCCGUUUACAGGGAAGUUCUGACCAGGCAGCAAACGUUGAUGAUGUUUGUGCAGAAGCUGAUCACCAACAGGAAGGUGCAAGAGCAGCAGCUCGCUCUGGCUAACCAGGCCACUUACCUGAACCAGCUGGCCAUGCAGAACGGCAUGAUGGGAGGUGGCGGGCUAUCCCAAAUGGACCUGCUUGGAAUUUACCAGCAGCUCCACGGGAGGGGAGGGCAAGGCAUGGGCAAGAACCCUGGCCCCUCAAAGGGGGUGUAGGUCAGACGGACUCUCUCUCCCCCCCCCACCCCAAUUCUACUAGCCAGCUCCCAGUGGCCCCCGUUUUCCGUAACAAAACGCACAGCGAGACCCCUCAGCUCAGAAUUAACCCAUGCCCCAAGCAGAGGGUUGAGUAGUUUUAAGAUAAGACUGCUGUCCACUGGGGACUAAAUUUGGAUAGAGCGUUGGGUCUAUACUCUAUAAUCCACGAGAGACAGUGGAAUAUGAUGUAUAAAUGACUGUGUGGACGGUGUAUUUGAAAAAUCAACUGAAGAAACUGUAUAUACCGCCUUAAUGUUAUUCAAGUUCUAUAUCUUCAGUUUUACCCCAAUGCUUCUAAGCAUUGUAUUGUUUCCCCUUAAAAAAGGGUUUCCUGAUAAUUUAAACUGAGCUUUUUCUUUUUUCUUUUUUUUUUUUUUAUAUAUAUACUCUUUUCAAUGUGUAACAUCAGAGUGGGACCAGAAUUGUUAAGUGUCAGGACUCCAUGAGAAAAAGCUCCAAACGAUUAUUAGCAUCACUCAAUUCCUCAGCAAUUUAUCCCGCAAAGUAGACAGCUAUUGGUGCUGCAAAGUCCUGCUCGCUUUGGGAAGUAGAAGAAGCUUUUCAGCUGAAAAGAACAGUGGACGAAGAAAAAAGUUAUGGCCUUAUAUUCAUUUCCUAAAAAAGAGAAAAAAAAAAACCUGUAAAGAUUUGAGAUUUGUUGAAAAUCUUUUCUAUUCUGCUUUUAAGUGUUUACAUUAGUUGUCGCUGAACAUUGUAAUGGAAUGCUUGUGUUGUUCAAAACUGCCUGCCAGUUCCUUUUGACCUUUUUUUGUAACAUCUUUUUCUCAUUGUCACGUGUUGUCUAGCAUAGCACUGUGCGUUCCUCUUCAUUGUUCAUAUUCCACUUGUGCUGGCCCCGGGCCCGGGUGAGGAGGGGGGGGUCUCGUAGAGCACUGGACGUCAAACGCCCAAAUCCGUACCCUCCACCUGCCUUUCAGAGUUUGGACUAUCAGUUUUAAUGGAGUCAACAGGAAGGGGUAAAAUAGUGUUUUUAUCUGGCUGAUUUGUGUCUUGUGCUUUGUGGGUAAUGGUCUCCUCAAUGCUGUUGUCUCACCACGCAGCCGCCCCCCCACCCCUCACCCCCAAAGACUACUUGUUCUCUAUUUUGGCACAUUCUCGUUUCUCAACACUUUUACUGAAGAAUUUGUUAAACAAGAGGAAUAUGGACAUUUUUCACAAAGAGACGCCUGUUGACUCCUGUGUUUGCACAAGGUGUAUUUCAUAAAUGUAGAAAAGGUUUCUUUGCCCUCUUCUAAGAAUGUUCUUACAUUAGCAAAUACACCAACAUGUUCUGCCAUGACUAUGAUCUGCUAUUGAUAAGUAUUUAAUAUAACAUUUAAUAAAGUGACCAAAAGGAUGAGCAA